Molecule: messenger RNA, 13274 nt
Organism: Suhomyces tanzawaensis NRRL Y-17324
Lineage: Eukaryota; Fungi; Ascomycota; Pichiomycetes; Serinales; Debaryomycetaceae
Gene: MDN1
Product: AAA family ATPase midasin
Exons: 1
Coding region: 28-13227 (4399 amino acids)
Biological process (GO): ribosomal large subunit assembly; rRNA processing
Cellular component (GO): preribosome, large subunit precursor; nucleus
Molecular function (GO): ATP hydrolysis activity; ATP binding
Source: RefSeq, a predicted model, not a curated record
AUGAAGUUUUGCUCCAGAUGUAAUAUCAUGUUGUCCAACAAUGGAAUCAAUAACACAGAUCAACUUUUGGAAACUACAUUAUAUGACAAUAUAUUUGCCGAGGCCAUUGACUGUUUCGGAAGUUCCAUCACUGAGUACAACGCAUUGGUACCAUUGGUAAAUGUGAUCGGUGACACUCUUGAAAUCCCAACUUCCAGAAUCAAUUUAUUCUUGACAAACCAUGUUCCAAACUUUAUUGAAGAUUCCGAUCACAUCAAGGUGGGAAGGGCUACUUUAACCAAAUCUCUAGACAAAACAUACAGAGGAGUAUCCAACCAAACAUCCUUCGCCAAGACUAACCACUCUCUCAGACUCAUGGAGCAAGUUGGAGUAUCCAUUCAAAUGAUAGAACCAAUUUUGUUAGUAGGUGAAACUGGUACUGGUAAGACCACAAUUGUCCAACAGAUAGCCAAGAUGAUGAACAAAAAGCUUAUUGUUAUCAACGUUUCCCAACAGACAGAGUCCGGGGAUCUUUUGGGUGGUUACAAGCCAGUGAAUGCCAAAACUAUGGUAGUUCCGAUCCAAGACGAAUUCCAGAGAUUAUUUUUGGCCACUUUCUCCAAGAAGAAGAAUGAGAAAUUUGCCCAAUUAUUGGGUAAGUGUUUGAGCAAGAACCAAUGGAAGAAUGUCAUUAGGUUGUGGAGAGAAGCCCUCAAGUUGGCAAGGGAAGUUUUGAAAGCUUCUGAUUCCGAUGAUGAAUCUCCUCCAUCCAAGAAGAGAAAGUUGACUUCAAACGAUAAGACUAUCAUCAUGAACCAAUGGUUAGAAUUCGAGGCACUGGUCCAAAAGUUUGAGCUCCUGAUUGCCAACCUUGAGAAUUCUUUCGUGUUCAAUUUUGUCGAAGGUUCUCUUGUUAAAGCCGUGAAAAAUGGUGACUGGUUACUCUUGGACGAAAUUAAUUUGGCGUCCUCCGAUACUCUUGAGAGUAUAGUUGACCUUUUGAACGAAGCUCAUGACCAAAGAACUUUAUUAUUGACCGAGAAGGGUGAUAUUGAGCCCAUCAAGGCACAUUCUGAAUUCCGAAUUUUCGGUUGUAUGAAUCCAUCUACCGAUAUCGGUAAGAAGGACUUACCACCAAGUAUUAGAUCGAGAUUCAGUGAGAUUUAUGUGCAUUCACCCGAUAGAGAUAUCUCUGAUUUGUUGAUGAUUAUUGACAAGUACGUCCACAGGUAUGCCGUUGGCGAUGAAUGGGUCGGCAAUGAUAUCGCUGAAUUGUAUUUGGAAGCAAAGAAAUUAAGCGAAACCAACCAAAUUGUCGAUGGUGCUAACCAGAGGCCACAUUUCAGUAUUCGUACAUUGUCCAGAACAUUGAUCUACGUGUGUGACAUUGUCUCCAUCUAUGGGUUGAGAAGAUCAUUGUAUGAAGGUUUCUGUAUGUCUUUCUUGACAUUGUUGGAUACCAAAUCCGAAGCCAUCUUACAGCCUGUCAUAAUGAAGCAUACCCUUGGGAGAUUGAAGAAUAUGAAAUCUGUGAUAAAGCAAUGUCCACCAGCUCCAACCACUGCCGGGUCUGCUUAUGUUCAAUUCAAGCACUACUGGAUGAAGCAAGGUCCAAUGGAACCUAUUCCUCAGCCCCACUAUAUUAUUACUCCAUUUGUCGAGAAGAAUAUGCUUAACUUGGUGAGAGCUACUGCUGGAAGAAGAUUUCCUAUCUUGGUUCAGGGUCCUACCUCCGCAGGUAAAACGUCCAUGAUCAACUACUUGGCCAAUAUCACAGGUCACAAGUUUGUUAGAAUCAACAACCACGAACACACUGAUUUGCAAGAAUACCUCGGUACUUAUGUGUCUGAUUCCACUGGAAAAUUGACUUUCAAGGAAGGUGUUUUGGUCGAGGCAUUGCGUAAGGGUCAUUGGAUUGUGCUUGACGAAUUGAAUCUUGCCCCAACCGAUGUUCUUGAAGCAUUGAAUAGAUUAUUGGAUGAUAACAGAGAGUUGUUUAUUCCUGAAACACAAGAGGUCGUUCACCCACACCCAGACUUCAUGAUUUUUGCUACCCAAAAUCCUCCUGGAUUGUAUGGUGGUAGAAAGGUCUUGUCCAGAGCCUUCAGAAACAGAUUCUUAGAGUUGCAUUUCGAUGACAUUCCUCAGGACGAGUUGGAGAUUAUUCUUAAGGAAAGAUGUCAAAUCGCCCCAACAUACGGUAAGAAGAUCGUUGAGGUCUACAGACAAUUAUCUAUCCAGAGACAAUCCUCCAGAUUGUUUGAACAGAAGAAUUCUUUUGCUACUCUUCGUGAUUUGUUCAGAUGGGCUUUGCGUGAAGCAGUUGGCUAUGAAGAAUUAGCUGCCAACGGCUACAUGUUGUUGGCCGAGAGAGUCAGAAAGGAUGACGAGAAAAAGGUGGUCCAACAAGUGAUCGAGAAGGUCAUGAGAGUCAAAUUGGAUAUGGAUGCUUACUAUGAAAAAUUAGAAGAAAAGGCAUUAAUGUCCCUCCCUGAUACUUCGAUUGUCUGGACUAAAUCUAUGAGACGUUUGGCAGUGUUGGUAUUCACUUCCAUGAAGUACAACGAACCAUUAUUGCUCGUGGGUGAAACAGGUUGUGGUAAGACCACUGUGUGUCAAAUCAUUGCCAGAUAUCUAGGAAAAGAAUUAGUCACUGUGAAUGCCCACCAGAACACAGAAACCGGUGAUAUUUUGGGUGCCCAAAGACCAGUCAGAAACAAGUUGGAAACGAAGAAGGACUUGGUUGACAGUUUGACUAAGGUAUUCGAAGCCAUGGGCAGGGAAAUCCAGCCUGAUUGGGACUUGGAGUAUUUGUUGGAGUUGUACGAUUCCAUCAAUUCUUUCGAGGGAAUGGAUGCCAAACUUUUAGAACUGGUUGCACAGGGUCGUAAGGACUUGGCGGUGUUGUUUGAAUGGAACGAUGGUCCUUUGAUCCAAGCUAUGAAGCAAGGUAACUUUUUCCUCUUGGAUGAAAUCUCUUUGGCUGAUGAUUCAGUGUUGGAGAGAUUGAACUCCGUUUUGGAACCUGAAAGAAGUCUUCUUCUCGCUGAAAAGGGUACUGACGAUGCGUUCAUUACAGCCCACGAAGGUUUCGAGUUCUUGGCUACCAUGAACCCAGGUGGUGAUUAUGGUAAGAAGGAGUUGUCUCCUGCGUUGAGAAACAGAUUUACCGAGAUUUGGGUGCCUUCCAUGAAUGACUUCAACGACGUCAGAGAAAUCAUCGCUUCUAAACUUAUCAACAAGGAUCAUAUUGAGCCCAUUGUGCAGUUUUCUGAAUGGUACGGCAAGAAGUUCGGAGGUGGUCACAUCGACAGUGGUGUAAUUUCCCUUAGAGAUAUAUUGGCCUGGGUUCAGUUCAUUAAUUCAUGUUCCAAGGAGGUGGAACCAUCUGCCGCUUUAUUGCAUGGUGCCAGCAUGGUGUUCAUUGACGCCUUAGGAACCAACAAUACUGCUUAUUUGGCUGAGAACGAGGCCAGGUUAAAUGAGCAAAAGGAAGAAUGUGUUGCCAAAUUGUCCCAGUUUGCCAAUGCCGAUUUGAUGAAGUUCUUCAAGGCUACGUAUCAGGUUUCUAUGACUGAAGAGCAAUUCCAAAGUGGUCCAUUUUCCCUUUCCCGUAUCCAGGUCGACACCUCGAAGGGUGCUCCGUUCAAUUUGUUGGCUCCAACCACUGCUGCCAACUGUAUGAGAAUUGUACGUGCUAUGCAAGUUCACAAGCCAAUCUUGUUGGAAGGUAGUCCUGGUGUGGGUAAAACCAGUUUAAUUACUGCGUUGGCAAAGGCCACCGGAAAUCCUUUGAUUCGUAUCAAUUUGUCAGAACAAACUGACUUGAUCGAUUUAUUUGGUUCUGAUACUCCUGCUGAAGGAGGAAAAACCGGUGAGUUCGUUUGGAGAGAUGCUCCAUUUUUGAGAGCAAUGCAAAGAGGUGAAUGGGUGUUAUUGGAUGAGAUGAACUUAGCUUCCCAAUCCGUUUUGGAAGGGUUGAACGCUUGUUUAGAUCACCGUGGUGAAGCAUACAUUCCAGAGUUGGAUAAGUCUUUCACUUGCCACCCAGAAUUCAAGGUGUUCGCUGCUCAGAAUCCCCAAUACCAAGGUGGUGGAAGAAAAGGUUUGCCCAAGUCGUUUGUCAACAGAUUCAGUGUGGUUUAUGUCGACGUAUUGAAAUCCCAGGAUUUGAAUAUGAUCUCCAACCAUUUGUAUCCAAAUGUUGGCGAAGAUGCCGUGGCAAAAUUGAUCCAAUUUAUUUCCCAGUUGGAAGAACAAAUCGUUGUUCAGAAGAAAUGGGGAUCUUUGGGUGGACCUUGGGAAUUCAACUUGAGAGAUACUUUGAGAUGGUUUGAGAUGUAUUCCUCUAAGUUUUUGGUUGAGGACUUGAACGAUUUCUUCAAUAUGAUUAUCUGCCAAAGAUUCAGAUGCGAGGAAGAUAGAGCUAAGGCCCGUGAAUUAUUCGAGUCCAUCUUCGGACCUCAGGUCCAGAAAGAUGUCUACUACUCAAUUACUGAUAAGUAUCUCCAGGUAGGUGAUGCCAUCAUCGAAAGAAAGAGAAACGUUCAAUACAGAUCUGACAACUUGCUCCCAUUACAAUCCAAUUUCAAGGUUUUGGAAAGUGCCAUUAGGUGUAUUAACCACAACCUUCCCUUGAUCAUUACUGGUCCAAGUAAUGCAGGUAAAACUGAAUUAAUCAGAUUUUUGGGAGGAGUGAUUGGGGUUAAGAUCGACGAGUUUGCCAUGAACAACGAUGUUGACUCCAUGGAUAUCCUUGGUGGAUACGAGCAAGUUGAUUACACCAGGUCCAUCAUCAUGAUUACCGAUAAGGUAUACGAGCAGUUGAAUGAAAUGAUUGUGAUCAACAUCAAUUCUGACAAGAAUGUUGUCAGUAAGGCUGUCGAGUUUUUGGACUUCCUUUACUCCAACGAGAUUGGCGUGGAAAAUUAUGACACUUUCCAUGCCCUCUUUGGUUCCAAUCUUGAGAUUUACUCGAAUGAUACAUUGACCAAGUUGUAUCAGGAAUCGACUGUUCUUUCCAAGAAAAUCCAGCAAGACAAGAGCAUCAAGUUCGAUUGGUUCGAUGGUCUUCUUGUGCAAGCAGUUGAAAAAGGAAACUGGUUGAUCCUUGAUAAUGCCAAUUUGUGUAACCCAUCUGUUCUUGACAGAUUGAACUCUUUAUUGGAAACCGAUGGUGUGUUAAUUAUCAACGAAUGCAACAACAGCGACGGACAGCCUAGAGUGAUCAAGCCUCAUCCAGAGUUCAGAUUGUUCUUGACUGUUGACCCCAAGUAUGGCGAAUUGUCUAGGGCAAUGAGAAACAGAGGUAUUGAAAUCUUUUUGGAUAAAUUGGAUGUCAGAAUGACUUCUUACGACAAAAAGUUACUCGGUUUUGAAGGCAGUGCUCCUGUUGUUAAAUUUUUCCCAUCCUCUUCCUCCGAAUUCAGACCAUUCGCUUUAUUGGAUGACAUCUUCGAAGCCUCUUCGAAUGUUCAAGAAGCGGUCACGAUUGGAUUCAGUGUGCUUCCAUUUGACUUGCUUGUCAACUCCAACUGGAUUUCAUUCGUUGUGAGUUCCAGCCAGUUUUCCAGCCACACAAAGUCGUUGGCUCAAAGCUUGUUGGCCAUUAUUGAGUACGGAAAAUCCACAGGCUUAAUCAACAGAUUACAUUCCAUUUACCAGCCUAUUCAAGAAUAUGUUAACGAGCUCUUGGGAUUCAAUACUUUGUUUUCCUAUCACCAGGUUCCUCAUCCUUUGUUGAAUCCAAAUAUUGUGCCUAUCAUUAGCAAAUUGAAUCCUUGGGUGGGAUCGUCGGAAUCCAACUACUUUUUCGAAGUCAUUACCAGAGUUAUCAAGUCCAACACGACUAUCAAAUCUAUUGAAGAACAGGGAUUGAAUGGUAAGGUGAAUGAGUUAAGCUACAUUGAAAGAUCUGCUGCCUACCAUCUUGGUAGAAAUAUCAAGAACGUACCCAGACUAGAGAUCUUCAAGUUCAUGAAGCAGACUAGCGAAUUCAUCGAAAUGGUAUUCCAGAAGCUGAUUGGUUCUAUGUUCCAGUCACAGGGAGUCUAUCAAUCUUUGUACGAAUUCCAAUCAAUUUGGGAAGGUAUGUUAGAGACCAGUCAGGAACAGGACGAGUCCAAAUUGAGAGUCUAUCAGGAAAUGAUGAGUAAGUGGGUCAAGACUGAGGACUCAGGUGACUCUUCAAUCAAGCCUUAUCUUGACGAAAUUAAGCAAACCAUCCAUACCUUUGUUCAAAAGUUGAAUUUGUCGACCGGAAGUUCUAUGGAUCUCAUUUGGGAAACUUGCAGAGGAGACUAUCCAAAGAAUGAACAAUCGUGGGAAAAUCUCAAGAGAUUAAUCUCAUUAGCUGACGACUUUGACGAGAUCGCCGAUGAACAAUUCGGCGACGCUCGUGAAUCGGUUCUUGGCUUGAGAAAAUUGAUUGUGGAGGUUUACCAGGAUAUCGUCACCGAUAGAAUGAAUGAUGAAGGGUUCCAAGAGUUAUACGAUACCUUGUCAAGUGGAAUCAAAUCGCUCAAGGAAGUGUCCUCCAAGUUUGUAAUCAAGCGUGAUAAUUCCUUCAAGAAGGAAGUUUCCAUGAUUGCCAAUUUUAUCGAGUCGCAAGGCUUGAUGAAUGGCCAAGAUGUGAGUGAAAAGAUCGUGGAAUUAGCAUCUGAGGGAAACACUUCCACAAUUUCGUUGUUGAACAACAACCAAGGAAUUUUGUUUAAGCCAUAUCCAUCAAUUUUCAAAAAGUUAUGGAAGGCUGACGAAUCAUUGGUUCCAGGAUUAUUCUACUCUGAUUUGAUAUUGUCGUCAUUGACCAAGAUACAGAAACUUCCUGGCUCUUCUGGUAAGUAUCUUCAACAGAAACUUGAUGAUAUUGAUCAUUUGAAGAGGGCCUUGAUCAACAACUCUCUUCCUAUUUUGAGCAACCAGAUUUCUAGUUUCAAGGACUUGCUUGUAAAGUGGAUUCAUCAAUUCUUGAUAAUCCACUUGGAUAGCUUUAACGAACAGGACAAGGUUGUGCUUCAGAACUUAGACUUAGCUUCAAUCAAGGAAUACGUUUCCUCAAUCGUCCAGAUUGUGGAAAAUUCGAGUGACGAAGCUUUCAGGAAUAUUGCUCUUGAAUACUUCAUCCCUGCCCUCAUUUUAAUAUCCGAUGCCACCUCUCAAUCUGUUAAGGCAUUGGGUAAGGCUUGGAUCUUGUUUUCUUGUGGUUCAAUCCAACUUUACUUGCCAAGCUCGUCUUAUGAUCCUGCUAUUAAAGAGUAUGUCAUUUACAAGAAGUUCAAUGACCAAAAGGAAGCUUCGGAAAAAAUAAUUAACGCAUGGAAGAUAGCCAGACAAGUGUUAAUGGGUGAUGAAAUUUCUGGUAUUGAAAAGUUGCUUCCAAGCGUGGAUGCCAACAAUUCUCCUUCUAGGCCUAGAGUUUUCAGAACUCAAAAAUCGAUUGACACCCUCUUUGAAGAAUGGAAUGCAUUCAUGGAGUCUACCAUUGAUGUGGAACCUAUAAGGACAUUAUUGGAGAGUGCCGAACAAUUGAAUGAUUCUACUGCUAAGAGAACUGAGAUGUUCCAGAAUAAUUCCAACCAGUUUUUGUUGAGACUUCGCAAGAAACACUUUAUUUAUUCAGAUUUGAAUGAUAUCUUGGUUGGAUAUAUUUAUGGUCUCAAAUUUGGUUUCGACUUAUUGAGUUCUGACUCUAAGAAUGACCUUUCCAAGUACCAGUUUGAUCCAUUGUGGUUAGUGAACGUGGUUGGUUUGACUGACGAGUCUUCUUGUAACGAAAUGUUCGAGAAUGCUAAGGUAUUGACUAAGUCCUUGCCGAUAGAUUCUUCGGUUUCGGAGCACUUAAUGUCUUUCUUUAUGAGGUUGUCAUUCGUCCAUUCGAGUGAGUCGUCCAUUCUCGAGCAGGCCCUUCAGUCACUUUACUACAGAUGGUCUUUGCGUCGUAUUAAGCAAGAAGAAGCUGAGGCUCAACAAGGUAGCUUAUACAAGUAUAAUGAUACCGAGGGUGAUGCAGAGGAGGACUUCAAGAGUAUGUUCCCCGACUACGAAGAAGUGGUAGGAGAAGUCGAUACCAAGUCCUCCAAGAAGAACGACUCGUUUGAAGAGAUAUACUUCAUGAUUGCAAAGAUGUACAUGAACGAAUUUGUUAUGCAAAACGAUUUCAACAUCCAGUCAUUGGUAAAUGAUGGUGCUGAAAUCAUUGAAUUGAUGUCUAACAUCUUAUCUGAAUCGAAGAAGUCUCAAAACAACCCAUCCAUUUUGGCUUCCUUGAUUGCUAAGAUUUCUGCCAGUCACCAGGAAUUUACUAAUAGCUUGAACCAUAACCUGUUCGACUUCUACCACGGAAACUCAUCCUCAGAAUCCAAGAAGGCCAUUAAAAUUAUCACUAACAUCCACACCUCGGUGCUUAAGUUGUUAGAGCAGUGGCCAGAACAUUCUACCUUGCAAAAUAUUGCUGUGGCCACCAAUGAAUACUUGCAAGUUCCUAUUGAAGUUCCGUUGUCAAGAUUAUUGCAAAAGAUCGAACAGAUCUACACAUUGAUUUCGGAGUGGGAGAAAUAUGCUUCCAGUGAAGUGACUUUGAAGGUAUUCUUUGACGAAUUAACUGUAUUGAUCGUUUCUUGGAGAAAACUAGAACUUUCCACUUGGAAGGCACUCUUCAGUUUUGAGGAGACUACCUUGGAAAAGAACCUUGGCAAGUGGUGGUUCCACUUGUUCGAGGUCAUCAUGAUCCCCAUCUUGGGCAAGGAAUACGAGGACCUUACUCCUGUGAAAUUGCUUGCAGCAUUGAACUUGUUCAUGAGUCAAUCUACGUAUGGAGAGUACGCAUCCAGAUUGAACUUGUUGAGAUCUUUCAGGAAUCACAUUCUGAGACUCCAGCAAGACGUUCAAGCAGUCCAGGAUGUCCAUAAUGCACUCUGCAACUUCAUCCAGUUCUAUGAGCAGUUCAUUCCUUUGAUCACCGAAGCUAUCAACACCACCAAGGUUAAGCUCGAAAAGGAUAUCAACGAAGUGAUCUUGCUUGCUAGCUGGAAGGACGUCAAUAUCGAUGCGCUCAAGCAAAGUUCAAGAAAGUCCCACAAUAAUCUCUACAAGAUUGUGAGAAAGUAUAGAGCCUUGUUGGCCACUUCAGUCUCGUCUCUUAUCCAAGGAGGGUUGACUGAAGUCAACAAGACUGUCAUUUCUGUCAAGGAGUUACCAUUGAUCACUGGUCAUGUUAGUGAUAAAGAAGACGGCGAACUUUGCUCUACUAUUUCAACUUGGUCUCAAAGACCUACCCGUCUUCAAAACUUGACCAUGGUGGAGAAGAAUAUGAAUACUUAUGUUUCCAGAAUUAUUGAGGACGAGAUUCCAAAUAUUUACGGCUACGCCAAAGAUACUUUGGAGCAGAUGGAACAGCUUCGUAAGGAGACUCCAAAGGAAUUGAAGAAGGACAACAAGAAGAUAGUGGCUGCCUUGAAAACUCAGAAGAGAAAGUUGCUCAGUGACACCAUCCGUGAAUUGAGAAGGAUUGGGUUGAAAACCACAUUGAGAGCAGACAUUAUGGAAUUCCAAGGCACCACCAACGUGAUCCUAGUCAACAGUACCAACUUUGGUGACAGUAUCUUAAAGGGAAGUGAUGGAUACUUCUUUAGAAUUUUGGAUCUUUUGCCACGUUUGAGAGCUUCAGUCUCUGAAGUGGCAGAGGACGUCCCAGCAGCUGAUGCCCAGAAGGGACUUGCUGCUGCCGAAAACUUGAUUCACUCAUUGAUCGCCACCAGAGGCCAGUUGAAUACAUUUGCCAAUGGCUUGGGGACCGUGGAUGAGUUGUUUUUGUCGUUUGAAAAAUUGGCCAAUGUGAAGAACAAUAACGACGUCUUAGUAAGAGCUUCUGUGGUUGAUUCCAGCAACAUGAAUAUCAUGACUAUCAAGAAGAUUUUGUAUUGGUUGCCAAAAAUCAUUGACCACACCAUUGAAAUCAUCCAAGCUAAUGCUAUGGGUGAUAACGUGCUCAAGAUAUUAAUGAAGGCCAAGUUUGAACUCACCAGCUUUUCCCAGACUUUCAAGACUAUGGACAGUCACAUCUACACUGGUGAGACAGUCAAGUGCAUUGAAAAGUUCCAAAACUUCUAUCAGAUCUUUUCUGGUGAUAUUAGGGCAUGCUGCUCCACUACAGCCAAGGAUACGUUUAUUGCCGAGUUGAUUAACCAAUGGAUUCUUACCUCGCAAUACAGCGUGCAAAUUCAAUCAUCUACCUCGCUCAAUGAUUUGAGAACAGUCGAAGAUGUUGAAUUGGCCUAUCGUGAUUUAUCCAGCGCCAUUAUCGUCACCAUUCAAAAGGCACUCGAGGUCAUUGCAGAGCCUGUUUCUGAGGAGGAUGAUGGAUGGCUCAAGACUAGUCAGCAGAGGCUUUUCAAGCUCAUCAAGUCGCUUCAUUACCCCAAGAUAAUUCACAAGAUUAACAGGUGCAUUGAGCUCGCUUCCCAAGUUGAACACAGCAUCGUUUCUUCAAAUUUGGUUUCUGCAUUAACCAGCUUUACUCUUCCAUUAGUCAAGCAUUACGUGAAGUUAUGCUGGAACACUUUGGGAAAGAGUAGAACCAACUACCUUGAAACAUCACACGCCACUUUCAUCUUGACCAGUUCUCUCCACACGUUAGCCACCAAGGGAUUCUGUUCUCCUGAACCUCCUACCGAGCAGAAGGAAGACAGCAACUUGCAAGAUGGAACAGGAUUGGGAGACGGAGAAGGUCAAAACACUGGAGAAGUUGGAGAUGAUGAAGAUUUGAGUGAAGAUGCUCAAACCGAGAACAAGGAAAAGGAAGAAAAGGACGAGGGAGACGAAGAUGAGAAUGACGAUGCUGUCGAUAUGGACGGUGACAUGGCAGGAGAUUUGGAAGAAGCAUCUGAUCAAGACGAUGAUGGCGAAGGAGACGACGAAGAAGGUGAAGAUUUGGACGAAGAAGUCGACGACAUCGACGACUUGGAUCCAAAUGCCAUUGACGAGAAGAUGUGGGACGAAGAAGCAAAGGACGACAAGGAAAAGGAAUCCGACAACAUGCCUGAAAACUCCAAGAAUGAUGACAUCACUGCCAAUGAAGACGAGGACCAGUCCAGUGACAAGAAGCCCAACGAUGCCAAUGAAGGAAAGGAGGAAGAGAACGAUGACGAAAACGAUAAGGAAGAAAAGGAAGAAGCUGAAGAUGGCGAAGAAGAAGACGUUGGUGAACAAGAAGAUGAGGUCAAGAAUGACGAAAACGAAAAGUUGGAUGACUAUGUUCCUGAGACAGAAACCUUAGAUUUGCCUGAAGACAUGAAACUUGAUGGCGAUGACGAGGAGGAUGACGAAGGUGACGAUGGUGAGUUCGACGACAAGAUGGAAGACCAAGAAGAAGACAAGAAUGAAUCGAACGAUGUGAACAACGAGGAAGAGGAGGUAGCCGAACAAGGCCAAGAAGACGAGGUCAUGGAGGAUGCCGAGCAAGAAGGAGACGAUCAAGAUGAAAAUGCCGAUCAAAACCAAGAGCAAGAGGAAGAAGAAGCUGAAGAGGCAGGCGAAGCUGAAGCAGGUGAAGAUGCUAUGGAAUCUGACGAAGAAACCGUAGGAGAAAAAGACGAAGAAAAGAAGGAAGAAGGUGGUAACGACAACGAAUUGGACCAGGAGACUGCGGAAGGUGCCGAUGCUGCUAACGACGACAACAACGACGAUGACGUCGAUAUGGAGUCUGCCGUCAAGCAGGAGUACGGUGAAAAGGGCGAUGGUGCUGAUAACCAAGUGGUGGACGAAAACGAAGAUAUCGGAGCCACUGGUGGUGCCAGCACCGACAUGAACCAACAGGACGAAAAUGAAGACAACACCAACCAGGAUGAAGCCCGUGACCAGGCCAAGGAAUCCUUAAAGCAGUUGGGAGACUCGUUGAAAGAGUUCCACCGUCGUCGUCAAGAAAUCCAACAAGCGUCCCAAGAAAAGGAAGAGAAGGUUGAUCAAAGUGCAAAUGAAAGACCGGAUGAGUUCGAGCACGUCGAAGGAGAAAACGCUGAAUUCGACACCCAAGCAUUGGGUGCUGCUGAUAAGGACCAGAUCCAGUCGAUCGACGAGGACAUGGCCAUUGACGACGAUGAGAACGACGAAACUCACGAGAUCAAAGAAGAGCCCGAAACCAAGCCAGAUGAAGAUAACAUGGAUGUCGACGAGAAUGCCGAGGAAGUUGAUCCUGAAGAAGGUAACAUCGACCCAGACAAUGACUUUGAAGGAAAGACCAAGGGUGCGUUCAUUGGUGAAAGAAAACAGACCAAGGAUGAUGGAGAAUUGAUCUACAACAAGGACUUACAAGAAGAGGAACUUGACGAGUAUGUGCAACUCGACAACCUUCAACUCAACGACUUGAAUGACGAUGCUCCAAUUGAACUUGAAACCGCCCGUGAAUUGUGGAGAAAGAGUGAAUUGGCUACCCAAGAAUUAGCUUCUGGUUUAUGUGAACAAUUGAGAUUGAUUUUGGAGCCCACCUUGGCCACCAAGUUGAGGGGGGACUACAAGACUGGUAAGAGAUUGAACAUGAAGAGAAUCAUCACCUACAUUGCCUCCGAGUUCCGUAAGGACAAGAUCUGGCUCAGAAGAACCAAGCCUUCCAAGAGACAGUACCAGAUCAUGAUCGCUGUCGACGACUCUAAGUCGAUGAGCGAGAGCAAAUCUACUGAGUUGGCCUACCACAGUAUUGCCUUGGUAUCCAAGGCUUUGACCCAGCUUGAGAGUGGAGGUUUGUCCAUCGUUAGAUUUGGUGAAGACAUCAAGGUGGUCCAUCCAUUUGAUAAGCCCUUCAACAACCAGGAGACUGGCUCGAGAAUUUUCCAAUGGUUCGAUUUCCAACAGACCAAGACCGACAUCAAGCAGUUGUGUGCCAAGUCCUUGAAGAUAUUCGAGGAUGCCAGAGCCACUUCCAACUCCGACUUGUGGCAAUUGCAAAUCAUUCUUUCGGAUGGUGUUUGUGAAGACCACGAGACGAUCCAGAGAAUGGUCAGAAAGGCCCGUGAAGAGAAAAUCAUGUUGGUUUUCGUUGUGAUUGACGGAAUCAACUCCAACGAAUCUAUAUUGGACAUGAGCCAAGUCAGUUACGUUCCAGACCCUAACACUGGUGCCAUGAACUUGAAGGUCGACAAAUAUUUGGAUACCUUCCCAUUCGAGUUCUACGUGGUGGUUAGAGAUAUCAACGAAUUGCCUGAAAUGCUUAGUUUGAUCUUGAGACAGUAUUUCUCCGAGAUGGCCAGUGCUUAGUGGGGCCGAAUUAUUAGAGUGUAUAUUAGAAAAAAAUUGAUUGAUUU